This is a messenger RNA of Daldinia loculata, 1629 nucleotides long. RefSeq lists its product as uncharacterized. Lineage: Eukaryota; Fungi; Ascomycota; Sordariomycetes; Xylariales; Hypoxylaceae. The transcript has 5 exons. The record is from RefSeq and is a predicted model, not a curated record. The coding region runs from base 1 to 1629 and encodes 542 amino acids.
AUGGAAAUCUAUCUAGCUCGGAUCUCUCAGCAUGAUGACGGUACACUUUACGUGGAGCGGAAGCAGACUACGCCGAUUGACGCGGAGCACUACGUCGCCAUCUCUCAUGCAUGGGGCCACCCGAUGACAAUCAAAGAAGUCCAUAUCGAAGGGGUAGGAUCUGUUAAGCUCAGCCCAGGCAAGCCAGAUCUUCUAUCUAUUCUACACCGGCCCGACGUGUGCGGUACCGGCUGGUUCUGGCUAGAUCUCUUUUGUAUUGACCAGAGUGACGGAUCGCCUAUCAACAUUUCAGAUCAACGUAUGGUCAUUCCGGCCAUUUAUAGACAUAACAUUAUCACCGUUGUACUUAUCGAGUCGCCCGUAUGUCGCGAAUGGGCUAACAAUGUUACUGCCGCUGCACACGAAUACGUUAAUGAUGCCGCUGUCUUCGAUGAGAAGGAGGCGCAUCACGCAAGGGAGUGUCCUAAUCUCGUGCUGAUGGACCCGUGGUUCGACCGCCUCUGGACCCGACAAGAGGGACUCUAUUCCACAAAGCUUAGAAUGGUUAUCCUUAACGAGGCAAAAAAAGAAGCCGUGAUCAAUUUCAUUGCUGAUAAGAUGGCGUAUCACGGAAUUAAUAGUAGCGGUGAUUCCCAAAUACGGAUAUCAUUCUAUAUGGAUUUGAUAUAUAAGACCCAUAUAGAAAUCUCCUCGUACGGAGGUUACACUGGUCCUUCUCCUAGCUACGUGCCGCUUAUGGAGGCUUGGAGAAGCGGCCGUAUAACAACGAAGACCCAAGACUACGUCCUUGCUGUUUUUCCAGAUGUCGAAGGAUACUGUGUGCCACUGGGAGCUCAGAACCUAUCUUUCAGCGACCUCUUGAUGAACGCAUACGAGCAGAUAUUGGAAAGUCCUAAGAGCAUCACCGAAGCUUACGAUCCAAUCCUUAAUAUAAGAACAAAUCAUCAUGCAAAAGGGCAAAAAAACUUUGCGGAAUCCACUUCUAGUGUAAAGUCACGCAAAAGUGGCCCAUGUACAGUUAAAUCUAGGCGGCCUGAUAAAUGGGAUCAAAAAGGCCUACAGGAUCUUUUUGAAGUCUGGAAAAGCAACGCUAAUCUAAUUCGACACAUAAUUCUUCUGGCACCUUCGGGCCCUUGCGUUGGGUCAUCUAGGAUAUUUAAAUCUGAAGAGGAAGUGCUUCACCGAUUCUUCGCUUGCAAGUUUGCAAAACCGGCGGUAGAACAAUUCCUCUCUAUGCCAUCGCCAACACUGCCUAUUUGGCUCUCGGGCUUCGUCCAGCAUGGGGUCGUCUUUAAGCAGGAACUAAAACUAUUCUUAAUCUGCCUAAUAUGUGGGACGACCUUGGCUUGCGCUACCAAAAUCUUAGAGCAUGCGGAAGUGGUAAUAGUUAUCGCCAAGGAUACAAAGUGUAAAGAAAUGCCUGCCUUGGUGAACCGGUCUGCUUUUUCGGCGUCUAGUCGCCAUCGUUUGAUACUUGGGGGCAGUGGUUUCGAGGACUUACAGGGCCUCUUUUUACUAACGGCUGCUAAAAGCUCUAAGCAAGCUAGAGUCGUUGUAGGUAGAACGAUGAUCCCGAAAACUUAUCCUCGGGUCAUAGCUUCAGUCAAGUCCGGGGGUGUCUUUGCGUAG